GCUCUCAUGAGUCCAUACUCCCAUAAAUCAGCAGUGUAUUGCCAUGAUAACAUACGUAUGGCAUCAUGGUUGUGUUCGUCGACUAUGACCAGCAAGACGCUAAUUCUACGACCUCGAGUCUUCACUCUCACCACCAGAAAGCUAUAUUUCUGAAGCAUCCUGGCUAUCCGAUGUUCGCAGGUUCGCACGGGAGUGGUGGUAAUGGUAUUAGCCGCGAUAAUAGCGACGAUAAGCGCGCUGAUACGAAGCUGGUGCUGGAAGAAUCUCCUGCGGUCGGGAACGGCAAUGAUGUUGAUUGUGGACAGUGGUCAAAUCCAAACCGCAAUGGAUUUUCGGCUGCCCUGAGUUGCUACCCUGUUGUCGUUCAGAUUGCCAGGUCUGUCGACCUGAACACGCUGGAUUCGUUAUCCAUGACAUGUCGUCAGUUCCGCGCGAACCUGUUGCCCUUCCGCUCGCAGCUCGUCAGGGAAACCUUACGGUGCCGGAACGAGCCUCUGGAUAAUACGUUAUCGGAUAGAAAUGGCGACGGUGACAACAGCACUGUGCUGGGUUUUGUUGCAGCGGAGGAUUCACCUGACGUCUUCCAGGGCUUCCCCCAGCCUACUACCGCCGCUUCCAGUAUUGGUAGAUCCUCGAGCAUUCGUAGAUUCACCACGAGGAAAGUGGGACGAUGCGCUCGAGACAUGGUUGCGGAAUGCCAGAGAUGCAUGUACGUUUACUGUAGGAACUGUACCAUGAAACCCAUUGGAGCGUCAUUGUUGAAAAGCAGAUUUCGUCGCCUUUGUCCCACAUGCCUUGCUGCCCCUUUGUCCGAUCACUUCUUAGAUUACAUUUCUUCAGGAAAUGAUAGCCAUGACUCCAACUGGAACCACCCACCGUUACCAGCGCAAACGAAAACACAGGUGUUCACUGGCGACGUACUUGAUCUCAACCUCUGCCAUUGUGACGAGUCAUUCUGGCUCUGCAGACCGUGCGGCCAUAUUCUCAGAUCAGAUGACACCACAUACAAACGUGUGUGGACUUGGAGGACCCGUUAUAGUGCAUAUCUAGGUUGUGGGCUAGGCACGGGCAUUGGUGAAGGCUGGCAGGGCGUCAAAUGCGGACGUGGGGAACGAUGUCUCGCUGCAGAGGAGCUUGAGAUGGAGGUUGACUGUGAGGUAGAUGAUUGGAUGUCUGAUGAUGCAGACCAUAACAAUUCCAUCUCCCAUGCUCAUAAUAAUCGUCACGGUAAUAAUGGUGGUAGCGAUAACCAUGCCGCUUCGCGACAAAACGACGACGGACAUGGUGAUGAAGAACCCGGCUAUCUGAGACAGGAAAUCGAAGGCGUGGGCGGGGUGGUGAAGCAGAAGGUUAAGAAGAGGUUAAAGGUGGGUGCGUGUGUGGAGGAGCAUGAAGAUGAGAGGGAAACGGCGUCGUAUUUGAAGAGAGAGUACUUGGGGGAUGUGAGGAGUUGGUGUGGAUGGUGUCAGAGGGUUGUGCCGUGCCACAAGGAGAGAGAGCAUCUGGAGUAAUUGAUGUCACUCAAGAAUCCCUGCCCUCAUUUACUUGUCUCUGUGAGGAGUUCCUGGGUUGUUCCCUCUGCUGAUGUAGAAAUCUACUUAUGUUGUGUGAUUAGACUAGAUGACACUUGAUCCUAUGCUUCGUGUUUGCCUGUGAUUCGAUACUUGAUAUAUAGCAUCGGCAGCCUUGCGAGCCAAAUGAGCCUCAGUUAUCACAAUU
Histoplasma capsulatum G186AR is the source of this 1719-nucleotide messenger RNA. RefSeq lists its product as uncharacterized. The transcript is spliced from 3 exons. The record is from RefSeq and is a predicted model, not a curated record. The coding region runs from base 66 to 1511 and encodes 481 amino acids. Lineage: Eukaryota; Fungi; Ascomycota; Eurotiomycetes; Onygenales; Ajellomycetaceae.